Stylophora pistillata is the source of this 906-nucleotide messenger RNA. RefSeq names its product tRNA-splicing endonuclease subunit Sen15-like. Gene Ontology annotation, molecular function: nucleic acid binding. Gene Ontology annotation, biological process: tRNA splicing, via endonucleolytic cleavage and ligation. NCBI's taxonomy places the organism in Eukaryota, Metazoa, Cnidaria, Anthozoa, Scleractinia, Pocilloporidae. The record is from RefSeq and is a predicted model, not a curated record.
UCUUGGAACAUGCGAUCGCUUGUACCUAGUUUUAGUCGGUUAGACUUGAAUGCCUGGCAGAAAUUGUCAUAAUGGCGUCCAUAAGCGCCGUUCAGAACAAAGUUACGAGAGAAAAUUGGUUGGAAAAGCAUCCGAAAUUCAACGAAAUACAAUCAUAUGGAUAUUAUAAUGAAAAAAUGUCGUUAGCAAGAGCAGCUAUCGCUGUGUACAUGGACUUAUGUGAAAGUAAGCACUGGUUCAAGGUUUGCAUUCACCCUUGCGAGUCUUUGAAGUUGGUGUACAUAACCGGAAAGCGGACCAAGAAAUCCCAGUUCGAUGUGGUUGUUCCACUUACGAUAGAUACAAAUUUAACAACAGAGGAAAUUACAAGUAUUAUUCAGGAAGUUAAUCUGUGCGAAGAAGAAACUGAGGAAGGGACAGAUACAUGUCGUAAUCGCGCUAGCUCCAAAGUGACAAUGGCUUUCUAUGAGGCUGAUUCCACCAUAGUCUAUUACGACUUUUCUCAAGGUCUUGUUCCACCGGAUCCACCAACGGAGGAAGAGGAAGUGAAACCUAAACGUAAAAGAACAAGAACGAAGAGAGGAAAGCAUACGUCUUCGUGAAAUCGUAAUGAGACAAGUCUCAGUUUAUUGGACAGCGACGAUCGGAAUAUGUCCUCCAUAACGCCUCGGUACUGGCGCACUUGGAAACUAUUAAUUCGCUAUUAAGCCGUCUAAGGGCUUAUUGACCCUUUCACUUCUGGAAUUGACCUAUGAGUAAUUUCUCCUCACAAUAUCAAGACAAUAUCAAGAGACAGGCAGGGCUUGACACUAACGGUGGCCCACUAAUCACAGACUACAAGUAAGGAGAAAUUCAGUUUUGGCUAGUGGUUUUCCACAAGCCAGUUUGGCUAGUAAACAGACUGAA